AUGUUGUCUCAAAACGACAAGGACGCCGACAUUGCUCAUGUCGAGGAGUGCGGACAGAAUUCCGAUCCAAAGAAUCGCAUUGUCACUCUUGCCGCUGCUCAGGAGUUAACCUUGCAAGAAGCAAAGAGCAUCCGGCAGACUAUCCGGGAGGAUCGAAAAGUUUUCAUGGUCGUUGGUGCGGCCUUAGCCAGUGCUCUUAUUCUGGGAACGGAUACCACCGCUGUCAACUCGCUCGUGGGUUCUCAAUCUUUCUGUUAUGUUAUGGGCGGCGGAUACAUGGACGGCAAUAAAUAUGCUGUGCGUCCUGAGACUGUUUCUAUUUGGAGUGCCAUCGCUGCGCCUGCCCAAGUCAUAGGUCAACUCUCCAUGGGCUUCAUCGCCGAUUUUUUUGGCCGCCGCGCAGUCAUCUUCUUCAACCUCGCUGUCAUGAUAGUUGGAGUAAUCAUUGAGUUUGUGGCACCGAAUUGGAAAGUCUUCGCGGUAGCCAAGUUUCUGCUCGCUUUCGUAUCAGGCCUCACGCAAGCGACAGCACCAAUGUAUAUCAGCGAGCUGGCACCACGAAAUGCACGAGGCAUGAUUAUCUCAUUGUUUCUGUUCAUCGGGAACUUUGGGGACAUGCUCUCCGUCAUCCUCUGUUAUGUUGGCCAAGAAAGAUGGCCUGAGGCAUCAAAUAAGUGGGCAUAUCGCAUGCCACUGCUCGUCUGUCUUUGUUUGCCCGUUGCAGUACUCUGUCUGCAACUUUUACUUCUUUGCGAGUCCCCGUCAUGGCUCAUCAUGCAUGGUAAGACGGAGCAGGCAAAGAAGACAUUAAAGUUCAUGUACCCCAAUCGAACACCAGAAGAGCGUGAUAUGAUCUAUGCAGAGUAUGAGUAUACUCUCGGUCAGGAGGCAGAACAGAGGAGCCUCAUGAAACAAUCAUCCUUCGCAGACUGCUUUAAAGGAACUGAUCUGCGGCGGACUUUUUGCGCUUUCUUUCCACCUAUCACAUCAUCACUAGCGGGCAAUGUCUUGACAGGUCCGCAAAAGACCUACUUCUUUACACUCUCCGGUCAAUCGAAUUCGCUUGCCUCUACAUGCAUUGCUAUUGCAAUUGGUAUAGUGGGCAUUACUUUUGUCUUUUUCCUAAGUGAAUACAAACAUGCAGGGCGACGAAGGCUUCUUCUUACCGGUCAGUCUGGUCUUUUAAUCUCGAUGAUUGGUAUUGGAGUUACCGGUCUUACUAAACCCACACCGUACUCCUCAAGCACCGGCAAGAUCAUGCUGGGUUUUCUAUGUGUUGGGGUGUUCAGCUCCAUCUUAGGCCCUAAUGGUUGUGGGUGGAUUUAUGUCGGUGAAUCUGGCUCAUUGCGACUUCGAGCAAAGACUGCAACAUUAGGAACAGUGGGCAACGGAGUCGCAGGUGUUGUAUAUAAUGUUGCUAUUCCGUACAUGCUCGAGACCAACCGACUGGGAGUUGGAGGUUCAGCUAUCUACUUUGCUGCAUUUGGCGUCAUUAACAUAAUCGUCACAUUUCUAUUUGUUCCUGACUUCACUGGUCGGUCAUACGCGCAGAUCGAUGAACUGUUCGCCCGGAAGAUUCCUGCGCGCAAGUUUCGCACUACGGUCUGCACGGGCAAUUAUGGACGAGAUAUCCUUGGCCAAAACCAGACGGUGGAGAGCGAAAUGGGUGAGAAGGAACAGGACUAG
Penicillium lagena is the source of this 1686-nucleotide messenger RNA. RefSeq lists its product as uncharacterized. The transcript has 9 exons. Gene Ontology annotation, cellular component: membrane. Gene Ontology annotation, molecular function: carbohydrate:proton symporter activity. Lineage: Eukaryota; Fungi; Ascomycota; Eurotiomycetes; Eurotiales; Aspergillaceae. Gene Ontology annotation, biological process: transmembrane transport; carbohydrate transport. The record is from RefSeq and is a predicted model, not a curated record. Bases 1 to 1686 code for a protein of 561 amino acids.